Closterium sp. NIES-67 is the source of this 4967-nucleotide messenger RNA. NCBI's taxonomy places the organism in Eukaryota, Viridiplantae, Streptophyta, Zygnematophyceae, Desmidiales, Closteriaceae. The record is from the annotation of a GenBank genome assembly.
GCGACCCCGAGCCAAGAAGAUCCCACCCAGUUGCAACUUGCAAAUCGAGCGCUGUACAGCGGCAGGUCUCAAAGUGCCGUUUCAUCUCCUCUAAUAGGGCCGUUUCAUCUCCUAAAAAGGGCCGUUUCAUCUCCUCUCAGGAGCCCGCGCCAUGCGCCGCUUCAGUGUGCAUCACUGAAUCCGCGCCGGGUGCUGCCUUUGUGCGUACCACUAGCGAGUCAGAAGAACCAUUCUGUACCGAUCUUGCUCCUCCGCGAGCGAGUCAACAAGCACUCGAGUCAACGCACCGGGAUAGUAGCAUCGCGGGGGCUCGCACACGAACCCCGGGUUCCUCCUGUUGCCAGCGCCCGGCGGUAGCAUCGCGACACGAAUCCCGGGUGACUUUUAAGUCGACUCAAAAAGUCACCUCGGUAGCAUCGCGACACGACGAAUCCCGGGCUCCUCAUGUUGCCAGCUGCGCAUGGCGGCAGCAGCGCAACAGCAGUGCUGUGAGGCGGGUCGCGCGAAACAGCUCCUAGCAGCAGCACAGUUGGGGUGGGGGGGAGGUGGAGGGGAAGGGGGGGAGCAGAAGCAGGCGGGAGGAGAUGCGGGAACGAAUAUUAGGAGACGGAGAGGUUAGGAGGAGAAGCUGCUAGGAGGAGGUGGUGGCGAUUGAGGGGUUAAAACAGAAAACAGCUCCUAGGCGUUGCCAGGAGAGGUUACCGCCAGAACGGACAAUGCCUAGUAGAGGCUACCGCCAGAACUGUUCAGCCCUACAACUGCCCCGCUCCACAGCGCGGCAAGGGGAGUGGCUUAGCUAUACUCUGUACUUAAUCCCUUCUGCUACACUCAGUCCGUUGAAAGCCCCGUCCGCGCUGGAGUUUCCCUGCGCCUGAUAGGCUAUAAGUCUGAGGUUGACUCUCAGCUGCACAGCUGGGCCCGUUUCAGUUCGUUUUCAAUCGGCGCUCAGAGUGUUUUUGAGAAUUCUCAAAAACACCCUGCAAAAUCAAGGUUGACUCUGAGCUGCACAGCUGGGCCCGUUUCAGUUCGUUUUCAGCCGGCGCUCAGUUGAAUCCGAGUCUGAGCUGGACAGUCGGUUCCAAGUCCAGUACUUUUAUGUGCUCUCUGGGACGUGGAUUUCUCCAUUACUAUUAGUGACUGGUUUUUAAGGGCCCCCCGUGUCAAGGAAUUAAGUUAAUAAGUUUGUUAUUUAUCUAAAAGCAUGGCGUCACCUGGGUGCCGCCGUAGGUUAAUAUCCGCCAUGCUGCCGUCCCCUCUCCUCCUCCUGCUGCUGCUCUCCCUCACCCUCUCCGCCCUUUCCGCUGCUGGUGCUGCUGGUGCAGCUGGCGCCGCUGCCGCUGCUGGCGCUGGCGGUGCUGUGCCCAUCCGCCUCACCAACGGUCUCGAUUUCAUCUCCAGCUCCGCAAUCCGCGGCGGCAAAGGUGGACGGCUCUCAAGCAGCCACGUGGCAAGGCGCCACAGGGCGCUGCAGGAUCAGCCCGGAUCGGGCCCGGACCCAUCAGCAGCAGCAGCAGGGACAGCAGGGGCAGCAGGGGCACCCCCUCCGCCUCACAAGGACAUGGGGUUGUUUGUGGAGGAAAUAGUCAACGGCACCAUCACCCCUGACACUAACGUCACGGGCCUUCCCUUUCCCGCCAACUCCUCUACUCUCCAGAAUUACGUCACGACCAGCGCAAAUAAAACGAAACCCGGCGCGACACCUGAUGACACCGGGACGGACGUCAAUGGUAACCCAGUGAAGCCCGGAGAGGCAGCUUUCCAGCGGAUCGUGCCGCCAUCCCCGCCGUUCCCCUCACCGCCCCCGCCGGUCGUGGCUUUCAUGCAGGGAACGUACAUCAACUGCGGCAGUAACGAGUCGCUUGCCAACCCGCUCUACACCUGGGCGGCCGAUACUUUUUCGGGCAGCUUCGGGCGUAGUUUCAAGGCGCGGGUGCUGAAAACGAGCAUGAAUGGGACUGAGCCGGCGGGCAGGAUGGGGUAUGGGAAGGUGGAGUUCACUGAGACUGGGCUCAUGAAGACGCCGCCUGGGGUGGAUGCGCGCGUGUUUGAGACGGUGCGGUACUUCGAUGAGGCGGGGCGGAAUGUGUCGACAUACUCCGUGCCGGUCCCUGGGCCCCCUGCCAACGUGUUCCUCCGUCUCUACUUUGCCGAGAUUGUGUACACGUCAGCCAGGCUCCGCCGCUUCCACGUGGCGGUGGAGGGCACGCGAGUGCUGACCAACUACAGCGUGCCACGUGGCAGCGUGCGAGUGGAGGAGUUCAUCGUGCCGGUGCUGGACGGCGCUGUGGACAUCGCUUUCAUCCGGGGGGAGGUCGGCGAGCCCAUGAUCAGUGCUAUUGCAGUCGUGCCGCUGACAGCUGGCAUGUACAACCUCUCCGCGCCCACUGCUUCCUCGCGCAUCAUGGCCACGGACUACCGCUUUGGCUGCGGGCUCUUCCUGCCCAUCUCGGACCUCACCCAGCGCAUCUGGAACCUGCUUCCGCAGUCCCUCUACACGCCCACGGACCCCGGGUCCCGGCGCUACAACAACACCCACGUGGCUCCCGCACAGUGGCCGCAGACGGUUGACAACGCGGACAAGCCCCCUUUCAUGUACCCUCUUGACUUGACCACGGCUGGUCUGCAAUCUGUGGAGUAUUCCAGCUACGCCGGGUACAACGGCAACACCUUCAUCAACUUCUCCCUGCCCGUUGAUCCCAACACUGCGUACCGCAUUGACUUUGGCUUCGAGGAGCUCUGGUACUACUACACCGCCCGUCUGCUGGACUUCUACGUGGACGGCACUCUGCUGUUCAAGGAGCUGGACCUCGCCAGUGUGGCUGGUGUUGGCGUGCCCUACUCCAUCACGCUCAAUGUCGUGUCGGGCCCCUCCGGCUACCUCAACAUCUUCUUAAACACCUCCACCAACUCCCUGCACAACAACGUGUUCAUCAGCACCCUCGAGGUCUUCCGCCAGCUCCCCACCGACCUCGCCAACCAGGCUGUUCUCCGCGCCGCCGCCCUGCCCUCCCCUCCUCCUGCGCCCUUCAUGGCUGUUGACACCACUCCCGCUCCCACCGCCCCCUCGUCGUCCUCCGCUGCUUCCCUUGGCAUCGGCAUUGCAGUGGGGAUGGUGAUCAUUCUGCUCCUCCUCGCGGCUCUCACCGCCUUUGUCGUCAUGAGGGCACGCCGCCGCCAGAGGCAGGUCCAAGCAGCACAGGAAGCAGCAGCGGCAGAGGCGGGCUACAACGGCGGCUCCUCCAAGUCCCAUGGUGGCGCUUCUGGCGCUCCUGGCGGGGGUGCUUUCUCGGACAGUGCCCUCCUUGCGCUCAUCUCUGGGAAAUUCGGCGCCACUGGAGAAGACGAGAAGCACAAGGCGUUCAAGAACCUUGACGCCGAAGCAACAGCCCGAACCGGCCUGUUCGGCGCGCGCAUCUUCACUCUCUCAGAGCUCCGCCGAGCCACCGACGAUUUCGCCUCGGGCAACCUGAUCGGUCAGGGCGGGUUCGGCAAGGUCUACCGAGCCACGCUCGGAGGCUCGGGAGGUGACGGUGCCGAACCGGCCGUGCCUGGGUUUGAGGUUGCGGUGAAGAGGCUGGGGGCGGGGUCCCAGCAGGGGGCUUCGGAGUUUCUAACGGAGGUGCGGCUGCUGAGCCGGCUGCACCACAAGAACCUGGUGAACCUCAUUGGGUACUGCGACGAGGACUCCAACCAGCUGAUUCUCGUGUAUGAAUACGCGCCCAACGGCACCCUCAAGGACUACCUCCGAGAUGUGGUGAGGGUGAAGUCUCUCUCGUGGGACCGCCGUCUGCGCAUCGCCAUCACUGCUGCUAGGGGCCUGGAGUACCUUCACAACGGGGCCUCUCCCUCCGUCAUUCACCGUGACAUCAAGACGUCCAACAUUCUGCUCGACUAUUCCUUCAACGCUAAAGUGGCUGACUUCGGCCUCUCCAAGCUCGGCAAGAAGGCUGCUGGCAGCACGGGCGUGGGCAUGGAGGAGAAGACCGACAAGAGCCACAUCAGCACCCGCGUCAAGGGCACUCUUGGCUACCUGGACCCCAUGUACUACACCAAGCAGCACCUCACGGACAAGAGCGACGUGUUCAGCUUCGGAGUGGUGCUGCUGGAGCUGAUCACCGGGAGGCUGCCCAUCUGGCAGGAGGACGACUCGUCUGGACUGCAGAGCAGCGGAGAGAGCCUCAUCAACCUGGUGGAGUGGACGGAGCCGUUCCUCAAGUCGGGGCAGAUCCGCCCCAUAGUGGCGCCCACCCUCGACUCAGACCGCCACAUGCAGAGCCUCAUGAAGGUGGCUGACCUCGCGUACCGCUGCGUGCGCACACAGCCCAAGAGCCGUCCCAGCAUGGCAGAGGUGGCCCGCAUCCUUGCUGAGGCCAAGUCCCUUCUUGACGCCGAGGGCGCUGCUCCCGGCUCCGCUGCUCUCCCGCUCCCCACCCCUGCUGCGGCUGCCUCUUCUGCUUCUACUCCCUCUGCUGCUGCUACUGCUGGCGCUGGUUUUGAGCAUUCCCUUCUGGAAUCUUCCCUGAAAGUGGGGGAUACUGGGUCUGCUUUGCUUAUGGAUGAGGCUGGAGCUGCUUUCCUUCCCCAGGCUUCUGUCUCUGCUGCUGCGGCAGCCGCGGCGGCGGCGCCAGGGCCUAAGGGGGAUUAUGAGAAUCCCUUCUCCAUCAGCGUUAUUUCAGAGUAAUUCGCACCACAUUAUGGUGUAUUUAUUCGAUGAUCGGGUGACAGAUGGUGUUUUCUGUAUGGUUAUGUUCAUAAAAACUGCAGUGGCUAAGGAGAAGAUUGGGCGGAGCGAAGGUUUCAUUGGGGUUGCUGCAGGUUAAUUGAAAGUAUGGAUGCCCAUGUAUGAAAUGACUACUUCUAUUUCAAUCAUGAAUGCGUUCGAAUAUAUCGGUUUUCUUUUUAAGCUGUAUGGCUUAUCACACUAUUGCCUCCGCGACUCACGCUACCAAUAAUGCCGCAUUGUGGCG